AUGACGGAAAAGAAACAACAACAAUUUGAAACGAAGGCAAUCGCAGCAAGAGAAGAAAGCAAAAACGAACAAACCAAAUCAAAUGUAUGUAAGGAAGGGGAAAGCAAUAGUGAGAGUGAAGCGACAUUGAACAACAGUGGGCGAGAUGAAAAGAGGGAUCCGUCAUCGUUAACAACAGCAACGACAACAACAACAACAACAACAACUCUUACUGAAGAAAAACAGAAUCCAGCUUCUGCUUGCGAUGAGCUGAAGAAAGAAGACCGUAAAGUCACAAAAGUAGAAGAAGCAGAAGAACAGGAAGGGCCCUCGCCUCAUCGCGUUAAAUUAUAUAAGAUGGGUAUCGAUACCAAUUGGGAAGAUAAAGGCACGGGCUAUUGUGUUUAUCAUUUGGGUAACAAUGGUAAAUCAGAUCAAAUCACUGUGUACUCUGAAGAAGAUAAUAGUGUUCUGCUACAGUCAACCAUACUCAAAAAGCGAUUAUAUCAAAAACAGCAAGAAACGCUCAUUAUUUGGUCAGAAGAUGUCAAUCAUGAUCUAGCGCUGAGUUUUCAAGAUCCCGAGGGUUGUGAAGAGAUUUGGCGACGCAUUCAUAAACUACAGAAUGGAAUUAGUUCGUCAUUGAAAGAUGAUACUGAGGAUAUGGAAGUAGUGUUGGUAAAAUCAAACGAAUGUACUUCUUUUUUUGCUGAUGAUGACGUUGUCGAUGAAGAUGAUAUUGACGAUAUGAAUGGACUAGAAAAUACCAGCAGUCAUAAUAAUAACAGUAGAAGAUCGUCUUCUUCCCCAGAUUACGAAUUAGAACUCCAAUAUACCAACCGCAAUCGCUUAACAACACCCAAAAAGAGAAUCACUUUACCUGAACCAGAUCUGUCUAAUUUGAAUGAAAUUUCAACAACGCUCUCGAAAACAAGGACCAUGCUCGAAAAGGAUAAGAUAGCUACAUUUGUAGCUGAACAGAAUUUUGCUUAUCUUGAUAAAUUGUUAAUGUUGUUUGAUACCUGCGAAGAUUUAGAAAGUGUGACAGACCUUCAUCGUUUAUAUACAGUAAUCAUGGGCAUUUUAAAGUUAACCGAUCAAAGUCUCAUUGAACAUCUCGUUGACGAUGAACAUCUGGAUACAUUCAUGGGUAUUUUAGAAUACAAUCCAUUAACACCCACCAUGAAGGCAACACAUAGAGAAGUCAUAAAGAAUCAUAGUUCAACUCAUCACACACUUUACAAGCUGCUACGCGAAGAUCGUAUAUCAAAAAAUGUGCAACAAACCUUUCGAUUGGGGUUUUUACAGCAUGUGAUACAAGAACAAGCGUUGGCACGAAAGCCACCACCGCCAAUCACAUCAACACCAUCCAUCAAUAGCAACGAAGAGUAUCAACAUAAGAAUGAUGAAGAGAACCAGGAAGAGGUUCAGGAAGUUAUCAAUUUCUUAAGCACGCUCAUCUCCCAAAACCAUGUGGAAUUCAUUAAUCAUAUACAAGUCACUCAGAGCUUUUUAAUUCAACUAUUUGAAGCUUAUCAAGAAGCUCAAAAACAGCAAUCGACUGUACGACAGGAUGAGAUUAUACAAUUAGUUGGACAAAUAUGCUACAUAUCGAGACAAAUGCAAAACUCUCUUCGUAUGGGGCUUUAUCGCAGUCUAGCGAACUUUGGCUUAUUUGACAUUAUGUGUAUUGCGUUGCGUCGAAAAAAGUUUAAAUCUAUGUUUUUGACGAUUCUAGAGAAUUGUGUGAAUGCAGAUGUAGCUAUGGUGCGAGGUUAUUUAAUAGAACAAGCUGAGGAACAGGCUCAAGUGUUACUUGACAAAAAUCCUAAACUUACAAAGACGAAACUAGGCAGUGAUAUAAAGGACGCAGUCGACAAAGCAGCAGUAGCAGCAGCAGAAGCAGCAAAGAAACCGCUUUUGAUUAAAGUUAUUGUAGAAGAAUUUGUAUCGGAUGGCGAUUAUGGAUCUAAAGUACAAUAUUUUGAGAUUCUAAAAUCUCUGUUGGAUUCAAACAACAGUAAUAGUACAACUUCUCCUUUGCUUAGCAGUACUAAUAGUGAUUAUCACAAGCAUUCACCAGCAAUGGAUGAUUUUAUACAAGACUUUUACGACGAACAUAUGAAAGUAUUGUUAAGCCCUAUUCAAAAGCUGGAUAUCAAACCCAUUUCCCUUAAGGGUCCUAUCGAGCCAUUGGAACUAACACCUGAUCAAGCCGAUUUAUGCGAGUACAUUUGCAAAUUUUUAUAUUUUGCUGUUAAAAACCAUGGCCAUAGAAGCAAAUAUGUUAUUUGCUCAACAGAUUUACUCGUGCGACUCAUGCAACUUUAUCGAUCAACCUAUGCAUCUUUGAAAUUAGCUGCUCUACGGUUCUUUCGGAUCUGCAUUUCUUUAAACGAUAACUUUUACAACCAAACCUUUGUGAAACACAACGUCUUUGAACCAGCAAUACGUGUUUUUCUAGAUACGAAUGGAAAAGAUUGUUUAUUGAAUUCAGCAUUCCUGGAAUUGAUAGAAUGCAUUCGAAAGGAAAAUAUGAAACCAUUGAUCCAUCAUUUGAUCACUCAGUUUGGCUCAGUGUUGGACACGAUUACUUAUAUAUCAACAUUUAAACAGCUCAAGCUAAAGUAUGAACAAAAUACAGAGCCAAUGAAAGAUACAAUGUUGUCUACAACGGGAGCCGAUAGUGCAAGCAAUAAAACAGGAAAACGCGAAGGGUGGGCUUCUUCUAUUGUUGAUCUUGAAGAAGAAGAAUAUUUUGCCACUUCAGAUGACGAUGAGGACGAAGGCCAGGAUGAUGUUUUGUUAAAGCGCAGUGAACCCAAGAUACCAAAAAUUUCAACGAAUGAUACGGCUUCUUUUAAAGCAUUGAAUAAGAGAGCGCUUGUAAACUACGAUGACGAUGAUGAUAGUGACGAUGACGUUGCUGAUGUUGUUGUUCAGGACAAUGGCAGUGAUCACAAGAUACAACAAGAGCAGCAACAAUCACCAACAAAUAAAAGAAAGUUCGAAGAAAUAGCAAAAGAAGACGUGACAACCGAAACAGCAGAGUCAACUUCUACGCCUCCCCCGUUGAAAUCGCGGAAAACAGAUGAAGACGAAGAUGAUGUCUUUGCUCGACGUUUAUCUUCCUCUUCAACAACCAAAAGCGGAUCAAUAUCAUCUGCCCAGCAAACUACCAAUACAGCACCUACCAUUAUUAACGCUAAUACCGAUACCAAUAACAAUAGUACUCCCUCGUCAUCACCAUCCGCUUCAGCAAAGUCUGGACCCAGAUUUGUGAUAAAAACAUCUCCUUUGAAACGGACGCGUUCCGAAUCUUUUGAAUAA
Mycotypha africana is the source of this 3309-nucleotide messenger RNA. Its product is annotated as component of IIS longevity pathway SMK-1-domain-containing protein. Gene Ontology annotation, cellular component: protein phosphatase 4 complex; nucleoplasm. Gene Ontology annotation, molecular function: protein phosphatase activator activity. Gene Ontology annotation, biological process: protein dephosphorylation. The transcript is spliced from 9 exons. The coding region runs from base 1 to 3309 and encodes 1102 amino acids. The record is from RefSeq and is a predicted model, not a curated record. Lineage: Eukaryota; Fungi; Mucoromycota; Mucoromycetes; Mucorales; Mycotyphaceae.